Ectocarpus siliculosus is the source of this 711-nucleotide messenger RNA. Lineage: Eukaryota; Phaeophyceae; Ectocarpales; Ectocarpaceae. The record is from the annotation of a GenBank genome assembly.
AUGGCUACCUCAGCGCUGCAGGAGCGCAGGAAGCGCCUGGUGAACAGGGUUGGCCGACACCUGCCGUGCAACACCAUCCAGGUGGUGUCUGACUUCGCCAAGGUGGCCACAAAGGUGGUGGAAAACAUCCUCUCCAACCCCGCCGACGUUAAGUUCAGGGAGCUCCGCGCCAACAACAAGACCAUCCAGCGGGCGGUGCUCAGCUGCCACGGCGGCCGAGAGUUCCUGUCCCUGUUGGGCUUCGAAAAGAUCACAAAGAACGGGGAGGUGGUGUACUUCCUGGCGGAGCCGCACGUGGACCACCUGACGCAAGCGAAGGGAUGGCUCGCGGAGCGCGUCAAGUCGUGCGAGCAGUCGGAGGGGUCGGUCGGGGGCCGAGCAUGCGCGGACUCAGUGCUGACGGUGCUCCUGACUAGCGGACAGACGCUGGAGGGCGGCUUCUACAAGCAUGAGACCAUCCACGACGUCUACGCGUUCUUGCAGUCCAGUGUCGUCAACGGGGGGGAGGACUUGCGGCUGCGCACGACAACCGUGCCGGAAACCGAGCUUGGAGAACAAAUGCUGCCUAUGUCUCUGGCAGAUGCAAAACUGCUCCCGAGGGCUACCCUUGCGGUGGUCAAGCCUUCCGCGGCGCCACCGCCACCGAAAAAGAGCCGCCGGAACGAGUCAGAAGAGGGUAGCCAAAAGCGGCAGCGACUACGUAGGCUUUAG